Messenger RNA from Macroventuria anomochaeta, 980 nucleotides. RefSeq lists its product as uncharacterized. The transcript has a single exon. The record is from RefSeq and is a predicted model, not a curated record. Lineage: Eukaryota; Fungi; Ascomycota; Dothideomycetes; Pleosporales; Didymellaceae. The coding region runs from base 103 to 951 and encodes 282 amino acids.
GGUUUUCCAACGUCAACCCAAACGGAUAUCUACACAAUCGCUACGAGUUUCCAACCACCAAGUGAAUCGCAAAACAAUCGCAUACCCAGUCAAGUGAAGACGAUGCUACGCGAAGCGAUGCAAGAGGCGGACAUUUUGAUCUUAGGCGCGGGGUGGACAAGCACUUUCUUGAUCCCUCAGCUGAAGAAAGAAGGCCUUACAUACGCCGCAACAACGACCAGCGGCAGAGACAACACCAUUCCCUUCAAAUUUGACCCCAACUCCGGUUCGAUUGAGCCAUACAAGCGCCUUCCAUCCGCACGUACCGUUCUGAUCACAUUCCCACUGAAGGGCCACGGGCAGUCAAAAACCAUCAUUGGCUUGUACCGUGCCGUCCAUGGUCCGAAAAACAACUGGAUCCAACUCGGUGCAACAAGCAUUUUCAACCAACUCCCUAACGAUUGGAAUGACGAUGAUGCGCCGUACGACAAAGAAGACGCGCGUGCUAUUGCCGAAGACGAGCUACUUGGCGAGCAUGGUUGUGUGUUGGAUCUGUCUGGUCUGUAUGGCGGCGAGCGCGUCCCGUCGAAGUGGCUGCCGCGUUUGGUGAAGAGCAAGGACGAUGUGAGGAAGCGCGGUGCUGUGCACUUUGUGCAUGGUGAAGAUGUAGCACGUGCGAUCCUCGCGACGCAUCGCAAGUUCACACCAGGGAAGAGGUGGAUCGUUUCAGAUUUGAGGGUGUACGAUUGGUACGAUCUGAUCAUGAGUUUUAGCGCGCCAGCUGCGGGUACCGAGGAAAGCGCACAAGAGCAAGAGGAGAAGCUGCAAUUUGCAAAGUGGGUUGGUGAGCUAAUGAUCGAAGAGGGAAUAAGGGCUCUUCCGCGGGGGAUGAGUGUGCUGGGUCGAAAGCUAGACUCUAGGGGGUUCUGGCAGUAUCACGGGGUCUGGCCGAGGCAUCAGAGGCUGUACUAGAUAGGAACUAUAGAAAGAACAUCGUGGAC